AACUAAUUCCUAAAGUUUUAAAAUGGGCAACAGAGGAUGUUGAUAAUCCGGAUUUACGUGAUCGAGGAUAUAUUUAUUGGCGCUUAUUAUCAACAGAUCCUGCCACAGCUAAGACUGUUGUAUUAUCUGAUAAACCGCGAAUUUCUACCGAAAGUGAUAACAUGGAACCUGCAUUAUUGGAAGAGCUUCUAUUACAUAUUUCUAGCCUUUCAUCUAUAUAUCAUAAAUCACCACAAACUUUCAUUCCAAAUAGCAAAACUCGACACUUAACCCAUUCACCGGUUCUAAAUCGAAGGUAUCUUGGACAGCAACAACAACCUAAUUUACUCGAUUCUGAUAUUGAUAAUUUAGCUUCAGGGUAUUCUAAUCCUUAUAAUGUUGACGUUGUCAAUAUUGGUGAAAAUUAUGUUGGGGACCUAUUAUUAGAUUU
Racocetra fulgida is the source of this 430-nucleotide messenger RNA. The record is from the annotation of a GenBank genome assembly. Lineage: Eukaryota; Fungi; Glomeromycota; Glomeromycetes; Diversisporales; Gigasporaceae.